CAGUUGACAUGUUUCUUUCAUUACUUUGAACAAACAUCUCUCACAUUGUUUUUUAACAUUCAACAUCAUUUUAAAUGUCCUUGUCUGUAAUAAUGAUGACCUUAUAAAGUAAUAAGUCCUUAUAAAACAUGUUUCCUCUGUCAGCAGGCUUUGUGUGGAGAGUUGGAUACUGGGCGAGAGAGCAGAGAACAACACCGAAAGCUACUGCGCUGCUGUGGGCACACCAACUUCUAAAUGUGAAGCUAUCCCAUGAUGCAACAUGUGUCCCCAGCACCUGCAGUGACAAUGAUGGCCACCCAGAGCGUUCCUCCACCAUCGUACCAGGAGAGCCAACAGAUGACGGGCACCACUCAGCAGAACAACAAGACCCCACAGGUCCAUAUCCCAGCAGCCUCUGCAGCAGGAAAUACCUCUGUCAGUGUGACCCUUGACCCCCAGGCCCAGCUUGAGUCUGACAAGAGGGCCGUUUACAGACACCCGUUGUUCCCCUUGCUGGCGUUGUUGUUUGAGAAAUGUGAGCAGGCCACACAGGGAUCUGAAUGCAUCACGUCAGCCAGCUUUGACGUGGACAUCGAAAACUUUGUGCACCAGCAGGAGCGAGAACACAAACCCUUCUUCAGUGAAGACCCAGAGCUGGACAACUUGAUGGUAAAGGCCAUCCAGGUGUUGCGAAUCCACCUAUUAGAGUUAGAGAAGGUCAAUGAGCUCUGUAAAGAUUUCUGCAACCGUUACAUCACCUGCCUCAAGACCAAGAUGCACAGCGACAACCUCCUCCGUAACGACCUGGGAGGACCUUACUCUCCGUCACACACCAGUCUCAACAUGCAGCAGGAACUAAUUCAGACCUCCUCUCCAUCCAUGACCUCUGUCUCCAGCUCUGUUAACCCUUCAGGGAUAUUGGUGCCCGCCGGGGGUCUGCAACAGGGCAAUGUCGCCAUGACGACCAUCAACUCCCAAGUGGUAACGGGUGGGACCCUGUACCAGCCGGUUGCCAUGGUGACAUCACAAGGGCAAGUGUUAACGCAGGCUCUGCCGCCGGGAACCAUCCAGAUCCAGAACUCACAGGUAAACGUGGACCUGUCGUCCCUGUUGGACAGUGAAGACAAGAAGUCCAAGAAUAAAAGGGGGGUCCUGCCCAAACAUGCCACCAACAUCAUGCGCUCCUGGCUCUUUCAGCAUCUCAUGCACCCGUACCCGACAGAAGAUGAGAAAAGGCAGAUCGCAGGACAAACUAAUCUAACCCUGCUGCAAGUCAACAACUGGUUCAUCAACGCUCGCCGGCGUAUCCUGCAGCCCAUGCUGGACGCCAGUAACCCGGACCCAGCUCCUAAAGCCAAGAAGAUGAAGUCCCAGCACCGUCCCACGCAGCGCUUCUGGCCCGACUCCAUCGUGGCUGGAGUCCUGCAGUCGCACAGAUCAGGAAACAACUCAGACAACCCUCUGAGCAUGGACAGCCUCCAGUCCCUGUCCUCAGACUCGGCCACGCUGGCCAUGCAGCAGGCCAUGCUGGGAGCAGACGACUCCAUGGACGGCACCGAGGAGGACGACGAAGAGGAGGAGGAGGAGGAGGAGGAGGAAGGGAUGGAAGAGGAAGAAGAGGAGGAGGAUGGAGAGGAGGAGAACGAAAGGGGGAGGCAAAUGUCCAGCGGAGGAGGAGGAGGAGGAGGAGGAAGGAGAGACCUGCGCAUAGAGCACAGAGAGGAACUAGAAUAUAGUGAAAGAGACAGUGAGGAUGAGGCAGACAGAGCCACGCUGAGGCAUGUGACACAGGAGUUCAACAUGUCCAUCGCCCAGGCGGCAGCCAAGGCCAUGCUAUCUGAUGCCCUGCUGCAGGGCGGCCCCGGGGUAAACCGGAUCAGCCACCUGGAGCUGGAGCUUCCUCUGGACAAGGUCAUCAAGUACGUGUCUGUCGGCCUCCCGCUGCUGCUGGUCUGCAUGGCGUUCGCCCGCGAGGUCUCCCUGGGGCCUCAGAUCAGCUGUUUCCCUCCCAGCAAUUUCACCAUCAAGCAGGCCAGCUAUGUCGACACAUACUGCUGGGACUCUCUCAUGCAUCAUGAGUUUGACAGCGAUGGGAACUUCGAGGAGCGCUCGCUCUGGGUGCACAAAAUGUUUCCUUAUUCUCUUCUGGCCAUGGCCGUGUUGAUGUACCUGCCCGCUCUGAUCUGGCGCCAGCUCGUCAUGCCCACACUGGGCUCAGACCUGCUCUUUAUAAUUGACGAACUGGACAAGUCCUAUAACCGCUCGGUCCGACUGGCUCAGAGCAUUCUGGAAAUGCGCCAGAGCACCAAGAACCCGCUCACAUUUCAGGCCGAGCUGCAAAGGGCCAAGAAGAAGCGCUACUUUGAGUACCCUCUACUUGAAAGAUACAUGCAGUGCAAGCAAAACUCCUAUUUCCUCGUUAGCAUGCUCUUCCUGCGGGGCUUCCUGCUGCUGACCUUCAUGUCAGCCGCCUGUCUCUACUUGGCGUACUUCCACCUCUCGGCCUUCCUGCAGGACGAGUUCAGCUGCUUCGUCCGCACCGGCAUGCUGCGUGACCAGAACUGGGUUCCUGAACUGGUUCAGUGUAAAAUGAUUGGCCAGUUGGUGUUCCAGGUGAUCAGCGUGGCCAACGGAGCCAUCUACGUCCUGCUGGCGCCCAUCGUCCUCUUUAGUCUGAUUCGUCUCUUCGUUUGGGACACCACCUUCUUCUCCGUCUACGAGGUCCUCCCCGCUCUGGACCUCCUCAACCGGCGCCGACUGGGCUGCCCGUUGAACGACCUCAAUGUGCUGCUGCUCUUCUUGCGUGCCAACGUGGCCCACCUGAUGUCCUACGGGAAGGUGAGGGCUCUGUGCUCUCUGGCACCCCCGCAGGUAGGCAACGGUACUGCAGGGCAGGGCUUGGACGCAAUGCUGACCCAGGAGGAGAUGGAGGAGCGCGAAGAGGCCGCGAUGGAGCUGAGAGAGGAGGUGGAGGAGGCCAAGGAGGAAGGGAAGCUCAACCUGGUGGAUAUCAUGACUAUUCUGGGAGCGGCUCAGGGAAGAGUGGUGAACUGCAGCGAGAAGAGGCCUCUGGUGGAGGAGAAUAUGAGUCUCGGUACUGUAACACUUAUCUACACACUCAAACGCAUUCUGCUAGUGGCUAUUUUCACAUACAUCAUUUGGGAUGUACAAAAAAUUAUUAAGUGACCUCCAGAC
Molecule: messenger RNA, 3174 nt
Organism: Centropristis striata (black sea bass)
Lineage: Eukaryota; Metazoa; Chordata; Actinopteri; Perciformes; Serranidae
Exons: 16
Coding region: 250-3165 (971 amino acids)
Biological process (GO): monoatomic cation transport; positive regulation of interleukin-1 production; regulation of DNA-templated transcription
Molecular function (GO): DNA binding; channel activity
Source: RefSeq, a predicted model, not a curated record